AUGGCGAACCAAGGUACUGGAUUACAGGAUAUUAAAGAAGAAGAGGAUAAUGUGUCAGAUUUCUCUGGGAAUCAGGGGAUUGGAGAUAGGUCAGUGAUAGUGAGGGAGUUAGGUGUUGAUUCUGGUGGAGUAGCGGUUGAGAAUGAGCCGGAAAUCGAGUCUAGGCUUCUCGGAUUGGGUAUUCAGGAUGGGCAUGAUGUAGUAGCGAGCGAUGGGAGAGGAGGGGAAGAUGGGACUCUGGGAGAGCGGGAGGAGGAGCUGUUGCUUCCUCCGUUGCCGGAUGUUGAGACCAAGGCGGCGCUGCUGUACCAGGAGGAGAGUCUGGGGAAUUUGAGUUCGAUAUCGUCGUCAUCAUCUGAGACGCUUGAUGAUAUUUCGCCGGUGCUGGAUACGAAGAUUAGCGAGCAGGAUGAGACGUCGUUUGAUCUUUCGCAGGCGUUGGAGAUUCCUACGAAUUCUACGACUGGAUCUUCGCUGAAUAGAAGCACGUCGACGCAGAAUAUAAUAGUUUCGCAUGGGGGGUCUGGGCAGUUGCCGAGCAUAUCGUCGCCCAAGUCGGCGCUGAAGCGGCGGUUUUCGAAUACGUUACUGUCGCAUGCGUUGAACCAGGAGGCGAUGCUGUUGUCUACUGGAGCAACUACUACGACGACGUCGUCGUCGCCGCAGAUUCCGCAUACUGGGGAGUUUCCCUUGCACAAGACCAGCACGCGUUCCAGCGGACACACGUCGACUAGCAGCAUGGGCACUGGGACGAGAAACAAGAGCAGAUCGAACUCGAGCGUGGUGCCCAUGCUGGCGUCGUCGUCGUACGAUAACUCCAAUGCUGGCAGUGCCAGCCCCGGUCCGAACAACAACCUACUGUCGAAAAAACAGAGCAAUGGUAACAUCAAUGUCAAUAUCUACAACAACAACAUCGCGAAUACCACGGAGGUAUCCGAUAAACGGUUUACAGAUUUGAAAAAGCUAAGCAUGGGCAGAAUGGGGAACGACAGCUGGCCGAACUCAUCGGACAUUUCGUCGCCCUCUUCUAGCUCGCCUCUAGACUUGGCUAAUAAUAGCACACACUACGAUGAACUUCUUUACAAGGCACAGACGCUACUAAGUUCCACCAAUCUGAACGGCACGGGCACGGGCACGGGCACGGGUGUCAGUACCAGCACCAGCACGUCGAACAGCUUGCGGAACCGUAGCAGAUCCAACUCCAACUUGAACGUGAUUACAAACUUCUUCACAGGCGGCGGCGGCGGCGGCGGCGGUAAUAAUACCAAUAAUAGUGGCACUAGCAAUAGCAGCGCUCUCAAUAGCCCUGCACUGCCUCCGAACACGCUAUCCUCGGAAGAUGCAUCGGAUUCACGCUCGUUCAACUCUUCGGAAAUUAAUAUUCCAAAGAGAGUUCCGUUGCUAAGAAGAGCGUCAAGCGCUUUGUUGCGGAAACGUUCGCUGCGCAACAACGGAACCACUGUGGCUACAAACUCGGAGUCUGGCGGCGACGGUGAUGGAAUACAUGGAUUCGCUGUGAACUCGCCUAUUCUGGCAGACACCCGCGUUGCGUCUCUAGAUCUGGACGCUAUCGCUAGAUUGGAAAGCCGGAAUAAGAAGAACUUGUUCAUCAACACUAACGACAGCAGGCCUACCCUUUCCACUCGGGAAUCAACUACAUCAUUACGUUCAGGGUUGAGUCCCGACCCAAACGUGAACAGAAUACCAUCCUUCAGCUCCAAAGUGAAACGAGGAUUCACCCGGAUCAUCAGCAGUGGGAACAUUAAUAACGGGUCUAGAAAGGACUCGCCCAUUGAUUCCAGGAUGACCAGUAGUCAAAACGAUAAUACCCCUAUAUCGAGCAACGACUCGAUCUCGAUGAACUUUGGUCUUGAAACGAAUUCCGUUAACGAAUUUGUCGAAGAACACAACGGCAUUAGAAACAACAACAUGAUACCAAGACGCUCGAGCUCAGUGCAACGAAAGAGAAUUUCCAGAACGCGUAAAAUGAGCAGCCACUCGGACUCAAUUGCCUCAGAACGCGGGAACAGUAAUGGUAACAAGACAGGUAAAUCCCAGCGCGAUCGCGAAACAGAUGAAAGUGAAGACGGAGACACCGAUCUAGACAUGAUCAUCACCGAUGCUGACAUGGAAGAACUGUCCAAGAAGAAACCAAUCAUCACCAUUACUGAGAAAUUCGGCGCAAACAACACAACGCCGUUGCAACAGCAGUCGAAUGUGUGGUUCUACAAGGCCUCAUUUGACGAGUGGCAGAGCUCAACAAACAAGAAACCCAGUAACGCGUCACUACGUAAGUACAUCAACGUGCUCAUCGAACAGCAAACGUUGGAGGAUGCAAGGUUCCAGACUUUAGAGCAGAAGCUCCAGCAGUCUGGCUGGGUUUCGAGCCAGGAGCUGGGUUAUUUGCGUCAGAAACGGGUUGUGAUCAACAGGCAAUGGGCAGAAAGAAUAUCAUUUUACCAGAACAAGUUGGAGGAGGAAUAG
This is a messenger RNA of Kluyveromyces marxianus DMKU3-1042, 2484 nucleotides long. RefSeq lists its product as uncharacterized. The record is from RefSeq and is a predicted model, not a curated record. The transcript has a single exon. The coding region runs from base 1 to 2484 and encodes 827 amino acids. Lineage: Eukaryota; Fungi; Ascomycota; Saccharomycetes; Saccharomycetales; Saccharomycetaceae.